AUGGCUGUGAACGUCCCCGGCGUGAUCGUGAUGGUGGUCUUCUACCUGCUGGUCCUCGGGACCGGCAUCUGGGCCUCCUUCAAGUCCAAACGGGAGCAGAAGAAGAGCGCGGCCACUGGGAUGGAGAUGGCCCUGCUGGGGAACCGGGGCAUCGGCUGGGUGGUGGGGAUCUUCACCCUGACAGCGACGUGGGUGGGAGGUGGCACGAUCGUUGGCACAGUGGAGGUAAUGUACAGGCCCUCCAUGGGACUGACCUGGACACUCAUCAUGUUUGUAGCACACGGCACUUCGUUCUUUACAGCUGGUCUAGUCUUUGCUCAGCCGAUGAGAGACAGAAUGUGCAUCACCAUGCUGGAUCCCUUGCACAUGAAAUAUGGAAAAACACCCACCGUGAUCUUGAGUUUGGCUUCACUUCUGAUCGAUGUGGCCUGGAUACCAUCCACACUCAUCGGUCUUGGAGGAAUCAUGAGUGUUGUUCUAAAUUUGCCAUUCACUGUCUGCAUCUGGAUCUCUGCUGCUGUGGCCAUCACCUACACACUGAUGGGAGGUCUCUACUCAGUGGCAUACACUGACGUGAUACAACUUGUCCUGGUUUUCAUUGGUUUGAUUGUCUGCGUUCCCUUCGUCAUGACGAACCCUCACUGCCUCAACAUCAGCCACACUCUGCUGAACAACAGCCUGCAUGCUCCCUGGAUUGGAAAACCAGAGCUGAGCAGAAUCUGGAUCUUAAUUGAUGACUUCUUCUUCUGGGCGUUGGGCUCGGUCGGAUAUCAGUGCAUCCACCAGAGGACCCUGUCAGCUUCAUCCUCCAGCUCCGCCAAGCUCACAUGUGUUAUUGCAGCUUUGCUGUUUCUUUCAUUCGGGAUACCUCUCAUUCUGCUCGGAGCCGCUGUGUCGUCGACAGACUGGAACAUGACCUCCUACGGUUCUCCGUCUCCAUACGAACGUGGUGAAGCAGCUCUGGUCCUGCCCAUCGCCCUGCAGCACCUCACCCCGACCUUCGUCUCCAUCAUCGGCAUCGGAUGUGUGGCUGCAGCCGUCAUGUCUUCAGCCGACUCUGCUUUGCUUUCUGCUGCUUCGGUUUUCAGCCAAAACAUCUACAAGAGCGUCCUGAGACCCAUGGCAUCUGACAGGGAGAUGCUGUGGGUGAUCCGGGCUGUUGUAGUUGUGGUGGGCUUGGCCGGCACGUCGUUCACCAGCCUGAAAAUUAGCAUCGUACUGUACUGGCUCAUCAGUGGCGAGCUGGCCUACAUCGUCAUCUUCCCUCAACUCGUCUGCGUCCUCUUCUUCAAAGUCUCCAACGCUUACGGGGCCAUUUCGGGCUUUGUGGUGGGACUGGUGUUGAGAGUGCUCAGUGGAGAUGCAACACUGGGACUGCCUGUCACUCUCCAUUUCCCAGGAUGCACUCUGGAGGACGGCGUCUACGUCCAGUACGCUCCGGUUAAGACCAUCUCCAUGGUGUGUGGUCUUGUCUCCAUCUUGCUCGUCUCCUAUCUGACGUCUGUGCUAUUCAGUAAAAACCUGCUUCCUGAGAGGUGGGACGUGUUCAGAGUGAAAGUCCAGCAGCCGCCACAACCACUGACACCAGCGGGUGGCGCCGCAGACAACAAGGACAGCCCGACGGAGCCAAUGAUGAGCUACAGUUAG
Molecule: messenger RNA, 1647 nt
Organism: Salarias fasciatus (jewelled blenny)
Lineage: Eukaryota; Metazoa; Chordata; Actinopteri; Blenniiformes; Blenniidae
Product: high-affinity choline transporter 1-like
Exons: 8
Coding region: 1-1647 (548 amino acids)
Biological process (GO): choline transport; acetylcholine biosynthetic process; transmembrane transport
Cellular component (GO): plasma membrane
Molecular function (GO): choline:sodium symporter activity
Source: RefSeq, a predicted model, not a curated record